This is a messenger RNA of Myripristis murdjan (pinecone soldierfish), 7645 nucleotides long. RefSeq names its product ATRX chromatin remodeler (gene atrx). Bases 142 to 6234 code for a protein of 2030 amino acids. Gene Ontology annotation, biological process: replication fork processing; chromatin remodeling. Gene Ontology annotation, cellular component: pericentric heterochromatin; nucleus. Gene Ontology annotation, molecular function: chromatin DNA binding; ATP binding. The record is from RefSeq and is a predicted model, not a curated record. NCBI's taxonomy places the organism in Eukaryota, Metazoa, Chordata, Actinopteri, Holocentriformes, Holocentridae. The transcript has 34 exons.
CGAAGUUGUUUCAAUAUUCAAUGUUUUUUCUCGCAUCUGUACCACGGAAAUUUUGCAAAUCGAGUUGAACCGGGUCGACAAUACCAUAAUUUACACGUAUCUCUGUCAAUCAAGAAAUGACGACGGAGGAAAGGAGGUAAAAUGAAUACGGCUUCUUCUGAAUCAAAGCUAGACCAAAUGGCAGAAAUAGCAGAGGAGCCCGGCAGCUCAACAGAAACUAUGAAACCCUCCUCUUCUCGUACUAAGAGAAAACCCGCUUCCGUAGCUAAGCACACUGGAUUGAAGGAAUCAGACACGUCAGACGACAGUGAAAACGACGGCGCCAGCUCUGAUAAUCCCUCAGACAGUAAUGUGGACAGCUCGUCUAAAGGCACUUUAGUGAUGAGGCCAGCUGGGAAUGAAAAUAAAGGUGCCAUGAAGCUCCGAGUGGAUUUCAAACAGAAACAUACAGAUGAUGCCCUGCAGAAGAAGGUGAACUGCACAGCCUGUGGACAGCAAGUCAACCAGUUUCAGCGCAACUCUGUCUAUGAGCAUCCUGUGCUCAAAGUGCUCAUCUGCAAGUCAUGUUACAGAUAUUACACAAGUGACGACAUAAGCAGAGAUUCUGAUGGAAUGGAUGAGCAGUGCAGGUGGUGUGCUGAAGGAGGAAAGCUCAUUUGCUGUGACUACUGCAACAAUGCCUUCUGCAAGAAGUGCAUCCUGCGCAACUUGGGCAGGAAGGAGUUGUCAACCAUCACUGAUGAGAACUCAAAGUGGCACUGCUAUGUGUGCAGCUCAGAGCCCCUCUUUGAUCUGGUCUCCAAAUGCAACCGCAUCAUGGAGAAAUUGGAACAGGUGCGGCGCAAGGAACGAAAAUCAGAUAAAAACUCAGAGCGUGACAACAAGCGACACAAGGACAAGGAGGUCAAAGGGCACAAAACUGUUGUCAAUGGGAAGGAACACUCAGAAGGCUCAGGGACCAUGACGUUUUCCUACAAAAAGCUGCAGAUACCCAGAGAACUUGUAAAGAAAGCAAAAAAGUUAGUUGAAACUACUGCUGGAUUGAAUAAUACUUUUAUUCAGUUCAUCCAGCAGGCAGCAGAGGAGCAGGGCGAUAAUUCUAUCAGGUAUCGGCAUUUGAAAGCCUUCAAAUCUGUACUUGCUGAUUUGAGAAAGGCCCACAAUGCUUUGGAGGAAGCGUUGGAGCCUGAGUUCAGAAAGAUGGAGUUGCGGAAUGGCAAUGAAGGGCUACACAGUCCAAGGAAAAGCACUGAAGCAAUUGCCCCUGCAGCUGGGGACCAUGUGGACAAUAUGGCCGAUGCAACUGAGGAGGCUGAUGUGACUGAGGAGGUUGAUGCAGCUGAGGGGGCUCCUGCAGCUGAAGAGCAGGAUCUGGACAAUGAUCAAGCAUCAGCUGAGACUGAAAUGAUUGACAGCCAGACUGUUAGUGAACCUACCAAAGUAACAAUUAAAACUGAGAACUGUGAUGGUGGACCACUGUCUACUGGUGAAAUGUCCUUAGAUCACGACAUUGUGUCUGUUCCUCCCUCAGUUCCGGAGGAGCUCUUUCAGAUGGUGGAGAGUCUCGCAGAUUCUUCCAUGCUCACACAAAACGACAAUGAAAUUGUCACAGACACUGAUGCAAAGUCAAAUGGAAAGUCGCCAGACUCUCAGCACUCAGGCAUCCAACCUAAGGUGAAAAAUCUCAUUGUGAAACUUACUCCUGUACCCGUUGUGACGACGCGUGGAUCAAGGUCCUCCAUGUCCAAAAACAAGGGAAAAGAUGCAAAGGUGAAGGAGGAAUGUGAAGAAGAAUAUGACAAGGAAGUGGGAGAUGUCUCUGACACAGAGGAUGGAACCGCAGGUGACAGUCUGCUUCCCAGCCGUCGCUCCAGCAGAGUAAAGACCACUCCCCUGAGGAAGCAGGCCGAAAAGAAGGGCCAGCUUAACUCCUCUGAGUCUGACUCAGAAGAAGGCAACGCCAAGGCCUCCAAGAAGUCGAGUAGCAACACCACAGACGCCACAAAGCAGACCAAGGACUCAAAACAGCAGGCCAAGGAGAUAAAAACAUUGGACUCCGACUCAGACGAAGUUCCUGACAUACUGCUGCAGACAGCUGCAGCAGGGCACAGCUCGGAUGAGGAUCAGAAAAGCACUAGUGUUAAAAAGUGUUUGUUCAAGGUGAACAAGACAUCCUCACAAGAUAAAGACAAGGCAUCCAAACGCAAGAGGAAGUCUGACUCCUCUGGCUCAGAUGUAGAGAAUAAAGGCAAGAAGGUCUCCAAGAAGAAGAAACAGAAUGGCUCAGACUCCUCCAACUUUGACUCUGACCUAGAGAAAGAGAUGAAGAGUCUGAGCAAACUGGGAUCAGGGAAGAGGAGGUCUAGCCGAUUAAAGAAGCAGGACGAAGCAAAUGAGGAAGACUCUAAAGAGAAUAAGACAGUGGAGCGGAAGAGGUCCUAUGAAAAGAAGCGGAAGGGAAAGAAAACCAAAGCAGCAUCUAAGCAGCCAUUGUCGUCCUCCAGUGAGGAUGAGGAAGAGGGGGAAGGGGAAGUUGACUCUGGAGAAGACAGUGACCAGCAAAAGAUUAAAGCCAUUGUCGAGGAAAACGUGGUGGCAGGAAGUGGAAUUUUCCGUCAGUCCUCAGGAGAUGAAGCUGAUGGUAAAGACGGAGACGCUCAGGCUUGUGACGACGACGACGAUGAUGAUCCUGAAAACAGAAUUGCAAAGAAAAUGCUCCUUGCCCAAAUAAAGUCCAGCUACUCAUCUGGAGCAGAGAGCUCCUCUGAUAAUGAAGGAGCAGAUAAGGAAGGCAAGGAGUCAUCCAGGAAAGUCAAGAAAGAUGAGGACAGAGAGCAGGAAGAUAACGAGGAGGAUUCAGAAGACUCAGGUUCUGACAUAGAUGUGAAGAAGCGUGGCCGACGCCAUCGCUUGCUGCGGCAUAAACUCUCCUUGAGUGAGGGCGAAUCAGGAGACGAAAAGUCUGCCAGCAAAGAGAAGAAGGAGACCAAGAAAACGACAAGGCGGAAAGUGGGCAGUGAUGACUCUGCAGACUCAGACUUUGAGAAGUCAGAUUCUAGUGAAGAGUCAGAGAUGAGCGAGGAGGUUAGUGGAUCAGAGAAGGACGAGAAGCGUCGAAAGACCAGAGCUGCCAAGAAAAAGGAUGAAGAGAAACAGAGGAGUUACCAGCAGAAGAAGAAGAGGCGCAGGAUCAAGGUUCAGGAUUCCUCCUCUAGUGAUGAGAAGAGUGGAGAGGAGGACGGCGAAGAGAAGGAAGGAGACGCGAAGGACACCCCCAAAGGUCGCAAAAAGAUCCGCAAAAUCCUGAAGGAUGACAAGCUUCGGACAGAAACGAGGGAUGCUCUUAAAGAAGAGGAGGAGAGGCGGAAACGUAUUGCAGAGAGAGAGGAACUGAGGAAGAAACUGCGAGAGGUAAUUGAGGUCGAGGAAUCCUCCCAGGUGACCUGUCCCAUCACUACCAAGCUGGUGUUGGAUGAGGACGAGGAGACCAAGGAGCCCAUGGUGCAGGUGCACAGGAACCUGGUCACCAAGCUCAAACCUCAUCAGGUCGAUGGGGUGCAGUUCAUGUGGGACUGCUGCUGCGAGUCGGUGAGGAAGACAGAGAAGUCUGCUGGCUCGGGAUGCAUCUUGGCCCACUGUAUGGGCCUCGGGAAAACCCUCCAGGUGGUGACGUUCCUGCACACUAUGCUGCUGUGUGAGAAGGUCAACUUCACCACAGCACUGGUGGUUUGUCCCCUGAAUACCGUCCUUAAUUGGCUCAACGAGUUUGAGAAGUGGCAAGAAGGCAUGAAGGAUGAAGAAAGUUUGGAGGUGACUGAGUUGGCCACAGUGAAGAGGCCACAGGAGAGAGCGUACGCCCUCCAGCGCUGGCAAGAGGAUGGGGGUGUCAUGAUCAUUGGUUAUGAGAUGUACCGCAACCUCACCCAGGGCAGGAACAUCAAGAGCAAGAAGCUCAAAGAAAUAUUUCAGAAGACGCUGGUAGAUCCAGGUCCAGACUUUGUGAUCUGUGACGAAGGUCACAUCCUGAAAAACGAGUCGUCUGCAGUGUCCAAAGCGAUGAACUCGAUCAGGACGAGGAGGAGGGUUGUCCUAACCGGAACGCCUCUGCAGAACAACCUCAUAGAGUACCACUGCAUGGUCAACUUCAUCAAGGAGAACCUGCUCGGGUCAGUAAAGGAGUUCAGGAACCGCUUCAUCAACCCCAUCCAGAACGGCCAGUGCGCCGACUCCACCAUGCAUGACGUCCGCAUCAUGAAGAAGAGGGCUCACAUUCUCUAUGAGAUGCUGGCCGGGUGUGUUCAGAGGAAAGACUACACUGCCCUCACCAAGUUCCUGCCUCCCAAACAUGAAUACGUGCUGUCAGUGAGAGUGACCCCGAUCCAGUGUAAACUCUACAGAUACUACCUGGAACACUUUACAGGUGUGGGAAACGCCUUGGAGGGGAGCCGGGGCCGCGCAGGGACCAAACUCUUCCAGGAUUUCCAGAUGCUCAGCAGAAUUUGGACACAUCCCUGGUGCCUUCAGCUGGACUACAUCAGUAAAGAAAACAAGGGGUACUUUGAUGAGGACAGCAUGGACGAUUUCAUCGCCUCAGAGACAGAAGAAUCCUCCAUGAGUCUGAGCUCUGAAGAUGAGAAGACGAAAAAGAAAAAGAAGCGAGGGAAAGGGAAAAACAAGGGAUCGGACGAGUCAGAUAGUGAUGAUCUGGAGGUGAUCAAGGAGUGGAACACCAGCUCCCGGGGCGGGAACCCAGAGGGGCGAAACAGGGCAGAACCAGUGGAGGAAACUCGGCCCUCUGGCUCGGGCCCAGGGAGUCCCUCUGCCGACUGGUACAAGGAGUUUGUCACAGAGGCUGACUCCGAGAUCCUGGACCAUUCUGGAAAGAUGCUGCUCCUCUUUGAGAUCUUGCGCAUGGCCGAGGAAGUGGAUGAGAAAGUGCUGGUGUUCAGCCAGUCACUGAUCUCUCUGGAUCUGAUUGAGGACUUCCUGGAGCUGGCUGGCAGGGCUCGAGAGGAGGGCAAGACCUCUCCUUACAAAGGUGACGGCAAGUGGUUCAGGAACAUUGACUACUAUCGCCUCGACGGCUCCACCAAUGCCACCACCAGGAAGAAGUGGGCUGAAGAAUUUAAUGAUUCCAGUAACACAAGAGGUCGCUUGUUCCUCAUCUCGACGCGAGCUGGCUCUCUGGGCAUCAACCUGGUGGCGGCCAACAGGGUCAUCAUCUUUGACGCGUCCUGGAAUCCCUCCUAUGACAUCCAGAGUAUCUUCAGGGUCUAUCGCUUUGGCCAGGUCAAAACAGUUUUUGUCUACAGGUUCCUGGCCCAGGGAACGAUGGAGGAGAAGAUUUACGAGCGGCAGGUGACCAAGCAGUCGCUGUCAUUCCGGGUGGUGGACCAGCAGCAGAUUGAGAGGCACUUCACCAUGAACGAGCUGGCCGAGCUGUACAACUUUGAACCGGACAUGCUGGAUGACCCCUCGGAGAAGAAGAGCAAGAGAGCCACGCCCAUGCUGCCCAAGGAUCCCUUCCUGGCAGAGCUGCUGCAGAGCAACAAGGACCAGAUUGUGUGCUACCACGAGCACGACUCCCUGCUGGACCACAAGGAGGAGGAAGCCCUGAGCGAGGAGGAUCGCAAGGCUGCCUGGGCCGAGUACGAGGCCGAGAAGAAGGGUCUGUCCAUGAGGUCCAGCUACCCGGCAGCAUACUCCCAGAUGGACAUGGGCGCCUCCAGCUACUUCCCCUUCAACGUGGCGGCUUUGGCCUCCAUGAGCAACCAGCAGCUGGAGGACCUCAUAAACCAGGGUCGCCAGAAAGUUAUGGAAGCAACAAAUGCAUUGAAGACUUUACCCCGAGAAUCACUGGAAGAUAUUAUUGCGAGAGUGUGGAAGGAGAACCCAGAACUUUCUGAGAACCACGUCCAGUCCAUUGCUCUGGGGCGGCAGGCCAGCGUGGAGAUGGAGCUCAAACACAGGGAAGCAGUGUACAGGGAUGUUCUCAGCAAGCAGCAGACGCUGAUGAUGUACGUGCAGAAGGUGAUCACCAACAGGAAGGUCCGGGAGCAGCAGCUGGCCAUAGCCAAUCAGGCCUCUUACCUGAACCAGCUGGCCCUGCAGAACGGCAUGCUGGGAGCCUCUGGGCUCAGCCAGAUGGACCUGCUGGGACUUUACCAGCAGCUCCAUGGCAUGGCGCCCCAUCAAGCAAUGGACAAGAACCCUGGGCCCUCCAAGGGCCUGUAGGUCAGGAGGACGAUCCUCACUCCCACCCGGUUAGCGGGUUCACAGCGGCCCAGUCCAAGCAGGGCCCUGCUCUCUGUAGUUAAUGCACUAUUAAAAUGACUGGAGCCAAAAUGGUCGUAACAUACUGGUUCAGCUCCGCGUGGCUGAAAGCGGUGCACCAAACAGAGAGGGCUGUAGUUUUGAGACUAGGCUGCUGUCCACUUGGGCCUCAAGAAGAUCUCAGAGAUGCCCUUUGUCCUUCCUUCUCUUGUUUUUAGUCACUAAGAGGAGGUAAAAGAAAUGUAUAAAUGACGUAAGAAGGGGGUCUAUUAGCAAUUUCAUCUGAAAUUAUGUAUAUACCGCCUUAAUGUUAUUCGAGUUCUAUAUCUUCAUUUUUCAUGUAUUUAAAGAAAACCAAGUUUUACCCCCAAUGCUUUUAAGCAUUGUAUUGUUUUCCCCUUAAAGGAGGGUUUGCUGAUUAUUUAAACUCAGUUGUUUUUUAUACAGUUUUAAAUGCCUAACAAAACCUGAGUGGGACCAGUGUUGUUGGUGACAGGAUUCUAUGAUGUAAAGAUCUAAAUGAUUUUAUCCCCAAUAGAUUCCUCCACCAGUAUUUAGCUAGCGGACAGCUAUUGGUGCUGUGAAGUCCUGCUCUUUUUGGGAGAUAGAAAAAUUGGUAUGUCAGUGUAAAAAAAAAAAAAAAAAAAAUUAAAAAGAAAGAAAACCGACAAAAAAGUAAUGGCCUUAUAUCCAUUUCCUAAAAAUGUUAUGUAAAGUACUGAAAUUUGAGAUUUGUUGAAAAUCUUUUCUAUUAUGCUUUUAGGCGUUUACAUUAGUUGUUGCUGAACAUGGUAAUGGAAUGCUUGUGUCGUUCAAAAACUGCCUGCCGGUUCCUAUGACCUUUUUGUAACAUCAUUCACGUUGUCGAGUGUUGUCUAGCAUAGCACCGUGCGUCCUGUUCAUUGUUUAUGUUCCACUUGUGUUGCACCCAUGUCUGGGUGAUGAACUCGGUCUCACAAAGCACAAUCAAGUUAGCCAGCUAUCAGAGUAUGAGAGGACAGACUGAGCUUAAUCUUUGUAAAGACUAGACAUGUGAUUGGUGAUCUGACUGGCUUGUGGACUUGACUUUGUGAGAUGCGCCCCUGGACACGGCCUCUAGGCCCCCAGCCUCUCUGUAUUCUACUUUGGCACAUCCUUGCUUCUAAAUGCUUAAACUGGUGUAGCUGUAUGACGAGGACUAUAUACAUUUGUCAUUUGGAGACUGUUGACUCCUAUCUUUGCACAAGGUGUAUUUCAUAAAUGUAGAGAAACUUUUUUGCCCUCUUAAGAAUGUUCUUAUGUUAGCAAAUACAUCAAGUUGAUUGGCCAUUAAUCUGAUCUGCUACUAUCUUGAUAAGUAAUAUAACAUUUAAUAAAGUGACCAAAAGGAUGA